Molecule: messenger RNA, 5419 nt
Organism: Harmonia axyridis
Lineage: Eukaryota; Metazoa; Arthropoda; Insecta; Coleoptera; Coccinellidae
Gene: flfl
Product: serine/threonine-protein phosphatase 4 regulatory subunit 3
Exons: 6
Coding region: 346-2736 (796 amino acids)
Biological process (GO): protein dephosphorylation; DNA damage response
Cellular component (GO): protein phosphatase 4 complex; nucleoplasm
Molecular function (GO): protein phosphatase activator activity
Source: RefSeq, a predicted model, not a curated record
GUACAUGAGCGUUGUUGGUGUUACUAGAAAAUCCAAUAUGGCUGAAUAUUUUGUGUUCCUCUCUUGAUUAUAGUUGGUUCAAUAAAAAACUCAAUGUGAAGAAUUAUGAAAUUGUUUACUUCUAAUUUAUACUUCCUAUGAAUGUAGUGUAAAAGAUUUUUGGCUAAGAUUUAAUGCUAGAAAUUCAGUAAAAAGUGUAUCAGCGUGUUUGCUUUGCUUGGUAAUUCAGUUAAUUGUCAGAUACAGGUUGUGGUCCAUAGGAUACUUUCAAUAAGAAACCUACUUAUUAUUAUAAAGACGUGAUGUGGGAAUUCUGCAAAAUUGCGGUAAAUAUAUAAUUUCAUCAUGACAGACACACGAAGAAGGGUAAAAUUAUACGCUUUGAAUGCUGAUAGGCAAUGGGAUGAUAGAGGGACAGGCCAUGUUUCUUCCUCCUACAUAGAGAAAUUGAAGGGUAUUUCAUUGUUAGUAAGGGCAGAGAGUGAUGGUACUUUAUUACUCGAGUCCAAAAUUCAACCAGAUACUGCCUACCAGAAACAGCAAGAUACAUUAAUUGUUUGGUCGGAAGGAGAUAAUUUUGAUUUAGCUUUGAGUUUUCAAGAAAAAGCUGGUUGUGAUGAAAUUUGGGAGAAAAUUUGUCAUGUUCAGGGGAAAGAUCCUUCUGUUGAAAUAACCCAAGAUGUAGUAGAAGAAUCAGAAGAUGAACGUUUUGAUGAAAUGUCUGAUUCUGCACCUCCAAUUGAGCUACCACCAUGUGAACUUGGUAGACUAGAAGACAUCAAUGAAUUAUUUAAUAAUUGUAUAAGUUCACCAAUGAGGAAAGAGAAAUUGGCAGCUGCUAUUGAAGCCGAAGGUUAUAUUCGAAAAUUGAUAAAUGUAUUUCAUAUGUGUGAAAGUCUAGAAAAUACUGAAGGAUUACACAACUUAUAUGAAAUAUUCAAGAAUAUGUUUUUACUGAAUAAGAAUGCCCUAUUUGAAGUUAUGUUUUCUGAUGAACUGAUUUUUGAUGUUGUUGGCUGUUUAGAAUAUGAUGCUUCGUGCCCUAAUAGAAAAAAGCAUAGAGAAUAUUUAAGACAGCAGGCUAAGUUUCGAGAGGCCAUUCCUAUAAAGAAUCCUGAGUUAUUAUCCAAGAUCCAUCAGACAUUCAGAGUACAGUAUAUACAGGAUGUUGUUUUGCCAGCUCCUUCAGUAUUUGAGGAUAACAUGCUAUCAACUCUAAAUAGCUUCAUCUUCUUCAAUAAAGUGGAAAUUGUUUCUUUAGUACAGGAGGAUGACAAAUUCUUAUCAGAAUUAUUUUCAAUGUUGUCAGAUACUUCUACAUCAGUGCUUAAAAGAAGAGAUUUAAUGUUAUUUUUGAGAGAACUGGUGAAUUAUGCACAAAAUUUACAACCUCAUGCUAAAGAAAUGAUUUAUAAGACAUUGGUAACAUUGGGUGUUUUUCCUGCAUUGGAAGUUUCACUUGCUGUAAACGACCAAAAGACUAAAAGUGCAUCUAUGGAUAUUGUAACAAUAAUUUCAGAGUAUCAACCUUCUGUUGUGAGAGAAUAUACUUUACAACAAGCCGGCAAUAUGGAAGAGGAUCAAGUAUUGUUGAACAUCAUAAUAGAACAGAUGAUUAAUGAUAAAGAUCCUGAAGGUGGAGGAGCUGUACAGCUAAUGGGAGUUUUAAGAGUAUUGUUAGAUCCUGAGAACAUGUUAACUUCUGCUAACAAGUCUGAAAAAACCGACUUCUUAAAUUUCUUUUAUAAACACAGUGUACAAAUUCUGAUAGAUCCCCUCAUACAAAAUACUGUAGAUGACACCCCACAAAAAGAGGACUUCAGAAGUGUUCAGUUAUUGGGAUUGAUCCUUGAAUUACUAUCCUUUUGUGUGGAACACCAUACGUAUCAGAUAAAGAACUGUAUUUUGCAAAGGGAUCUCCUCCGUAAAAUUCUUGUUCUAAUGAAAUCAUCUCAUAAAUUCCUUGUGUUGUGUGCGUUGCGUUUUAUGCGAAAGCUUGUAGCGCUAAAGGACGAGUUUUAUAAUCGGUAUAUAAUCAAAGGACACUUGUUUGCACCUGUUAUUGAUGCAUUGGUUAAAAAUAAUGGACGUUAUAAUCUAUUAGAUUCUGCCAUUAUAGAAUUGUUUGAGCACAUAAGAGUUGAAGAUAUCAAAUCUUUGUGUACUCAUGUAGUUGAGAAUUAUGGAAAGUACCUGGAAGAAAUUGGUUAUGUUCAAACAUUCAAAACACUCAAGCUAAGAUAUGAUCAACAACAAGACAAACUAAAGGAACGAGAGAGAAACAGUCUUGAACGAGGACUUGAUAUAGUCCCUUCGAUAUUGAGGAAUAGCAGGUAUCGCAGGGAUCAAAGACAAAUGGAAGAGGAAGAAGAAAUUUGGUUCAAUGAAGAUGAUGAUUAUGAAGAUAAUGAAUCUGACAUUCAAUCAAAUAAUGAUAUUUUAAAAAAGAAAAUAGAUACCGAUUUGGACAAUAUAGGCAAAAUCAUAGACAAAAAACCGGAAGCGAAUGGUGCAACAACAAAGAUGAAUAACAAUGCUGCAGCACAGAAAACUACAGCGCUGAACAAUAACGCAAAUGCAAAUUCAACAGUUCAGUCAACUACAUCACCUUCAACAAAUGAAAAUAGAUCAUCUUUGUUUAAAAGGAUUUUCCAGAGUUUGGUUGACUAUGAAGGAGAUUCAGAUGAGGAAGAUGAAGAAACCGGAGAAGUCACUAAACGACCAAGACUAUCAUAGUAGAACCAGUCUAUCAGUGGUAAGUACACCACAAACUUAUGUGUGGUGCUUCCAGUGUGAUCUCAUGUGAAGUGUUAGCAGUAACAGUGGUCAAUUCUAGAGCCAGGUGUCGAGCUAGCCCCACUAUGCUUUAUAUAAGUUGUGUGUACUCUUCAAAUAGAUCAGAGGAGAUCUUACUUUGUCCGAAUUUCUUGUUGGGGGUACAACAAGUUGGAAAUAUUUUUAUUGUGAUAACUAUGGGAAUAACCCUAAAAUAUUAUUUUUAUUUAAUAAUUGCAUGGUAGUAUCUUCUUCCAAAAUAUUACCGAUGGAAUUAUAUUCAUUUUUGAAAUUUCCUGAACGUGUAAGUAGUAGAAUAAUAUUUAGUUUAAAUUCACCCAAAACUAACCUCAGUAUGAAAUAUUAUCAGAAUAGUUUGAUGGAAUUAGAUGAGAAAUUAAGAAUUUUAUAAUAUCUUUUUGAAUUUCGAAAAAUUUGUUUACUCUCUCAAGUAUUUGGACCUCUUGAUUCACUUUGUUGUUAUUAUUAUUUUUUUUUUCAUUCUCAAAUAUCAUUCAUAUCAAUUUUUCUUCCUAAAAAAUACGGUCAUUAAAUAUUUCGAAUCAUUCGCAACUGACUAGAAGCAUUUCAAUGGAAAGGAGCUCUAAAAAAAGAUUUUUCUUCAGAACUUAUUUAAAAAGUUGUUUCGAAACUGUCUUCAUAUUUGAAUGGAAAAAAUAAAAUGUUUUCCUUUCAAAUAUAUUAGCAGGACCCAUACUGAAUAAAAUUAUUUCAAUUUUACUGGAUUACUCUUUCCAUGCAUGGAAAACUGAAGCUAGAUGAAAAUUGAAAAUUUUCUUGGAAUUUAUUGCAUUCCUAAAUAGGUAUUCUAUAAAAUUCCAUGAAUUCCCAUAUUUGUCUUAAUGAAAUAACAAGGAAAUACAGCUCAACCACUUUAAUGUAUCCACUUAUUUUGGUGUGUAUAUUUUGUAAGUUGGCAGUCAAUCAGAAUGCUAUAGAAGCACAAUUUUUUACAACAGAAUGCUUCCUUUUGUAUAAAUGAUUGAGAAAUUUCAGUUGUGAAAUUCACUUGUCCCAUUGUAAUUUUUAUGGGAAGGUAAAUAUACAAUGUGAAUAUUCUGAAAUUCUCUGAAAUUGUUAAAUCCAUCUCUCAUUCAUAAAUGUUUAGAUAUGAAAGCUCAUAUUUUAUUGUGUAAAUAUACCUUUUCCUCUUUUCAACUGGGGAUGGAAUUGAUAAUGUACGAUGUAAAAUAGAUCCCUUUGUACAUUGUAAUACUGGAUACAAAAUGACAUUGGAUAUUACAGUUAUUUGAUUUAUUUAUGUAUUCCAAAAUUGACAGAUCACUCACUUUGGUCAAUAUUUUUUUCCAUUUAUAAAAAGUCAUUUUACCAUCAACAAUGCCAAUAGUAUAAUUUUUUUCUGAAACAUUAUGUUCUUUAAAGAAUAUUCUUGCAGUUUUUUUUUAAUUUUGACUCCCAAUAAUUGAUCAUUGGAAUCAAUAGAGGAAAAAUUCUAGACCAAACCUACCACUCAUUAAAUUGUCACUUUGGCCUUUUAGGUAGCUUCCAAUCUAAACAUAUGAUUUAAAAAUAUGUCUCAGUGUACCAACCGGAGCUUUCCCAAAAUUAGUUAAUUAAAAAAUCUCUAGAUGGUGGACUGAAGGUUGCAUUUUACCUAAACCUACUGAAAAUUUUGAUAGGGUUAGAAUUUUUCUUCAUUCAUUCACAUAAUUGAAUAGUUGAAAAAAAAAGGGAUUUCUACAUAAUAGGUUAAGAAAGUAUAUCAAAUUAUUUAUUUUUUUUAAGCUGAUGAGAAGAUGAUACAAUAUUGACAUGUAAAAAUGUGACUGAGUAAAUUCCAAAUACAGACAAAAUGCAGGUUUUUGUUUUCGUGAAGUUUAAUAACUCAUUAUAAUAUCAUAUCUUUGACACAUCAACUCUGCUCAUCCUAUUUGAUAAUAAAUUUUGUUGAAAAAAUUUAAAAUAUUUAAGCUUAAAAAGCUGAUAACAAAAAUAAAUUGUUUCGGUUCUCAGUUUUUUAAAAUCAAUUAGGUGGAAUUGUGGUUGAACUUUUGAUAAAGGUACUAUGACAUUUUCAGAACGAACAUGCUAUAAAGGGAUGUGGACCUAAGAAAUUUACUUAAUGAUGAAUAUCCAGCAUAAAUCUGAAUUGUGAUAUUUGAUGUCUGAAAACCAGUAAAAUAAAUUGUUCCCGAUUACAAUGUACAAAUGAAUUAAUUUAUAUAUAUAUAUAGUCAUACCUUGAAAAUAUGUACGACUUUUCAGAGUAAAAUGUGAAUUGAAAUUAUAUUGUAGUUUAAGGAAUUUAGUAUCUAAUUAUAGAUAGUAGAGUCAAAUAUAUCGUCUAAAAUGAGUGUAGUGUCAUUGGAGUGCUUAGAAUAUAAAUUAAUACUUCGUACUGUUGGUUUUGUUUUCAUUUCAAAUAUUUUUGUCUCAGUUCUUUUAUGUGAUAGUAAUGAAUAAUUUUUAAAUUAUUAAUUUAUUAUGUAUGUGAGAUAUUUCAUUUUCUUUGAAUAAUUGCAGUGACCGUUCUUAUAUGAAGAAAGAUUUGACUUGAUUUGGUAAAGGGGAAGGCAGUAUGAAGUGCUACAAUUGUAGUCUGCAUAGGUAUUUUUCUUAAUGAUUUUGUAAAUAGACUAUCGAAUAAAUUAAUUUUAUUUAA